AUGUCUUCUAAAUACACACCCUUGGUGGACCAAGAUCUGGAUCUUCCUCCAUAUGAAUUAGUCUCACCAUCUACGCAGGCUGCACCUGUGGGAUCUUCUGAGGUUCUUACACCCAUAUCCGAACCAGAGCAAGCCCCUCUUUCUAGCAUCGCUCUCUCGCCACCACAACCACCCAAGCAAUCCAAAUCUUUUGCACAGAAUAUUAUUAAUUUUUUCACAAUAGACAAGGCCUACACCUUCAGAAUUAAAUCCAGUCUCGUUGAAGAAAGGGUAUUUAUUUUCAAGUAUUCUCCAAAGGAUGGAUUUCAAAAAUUCCGUGAUUUAAUAGUUGAAAAGGUUAGAGAAACCACCACUGGUGCUCCAAGCGAGUUUAACCCAUUUUUGGUGGGAUACCUUAAUGGAAGAGACUUGAUCACUAUAAGCAGUGAUGAAGAAUUCAUGCUCUAUAUAAAUUCCCAAUUCCACAAUAAGAAAAGCUGCAAGAGAAAUAAACGUAAGCUAGAAAGGAAGAUGGUUGAGUUGUUUGUCUAUGAAACGGAAGAUCACUUGAAGUUAACAAGUGAAUUUGAAAGGAAGCGCAGAGUUAGGGCCCUUCUUGUUGUAUUUAUAGUGGUAUACGCAAUUACUUUUUUGACAAGCUUUUUCGGAGCUCGCUUUUUCUUGAGCUAG
Messenger RNA from Dujonia railenensis, 669 nucleotides. The record is from the annotation of a GenBank genome assembly. Lineage: Eukaryota; Fungi; Ascomycota; Pichiomycetes; Serinales; Debaryomycetaceae.